Messenger RNA from Arabidopsis thaliana (thale cress), 1446 nucleotides. RefSeq names its product S-formylglutathione hydrolase (gene SFGH). The coding region runs from base 303 to 1157 and encodes 284 amino acids. Lineage: Eukaryota; Viridiplantae; Streptophyta; Magnoliopsida; Brassicales; Brassicaceae. The transcript is spliced from 7 exons. The record is from RefSeq and is marked reviewed. Gene Ontology annotation, biological process: formaldehyde catabolic process. Gene Ontology annotation, molecular function: hydrolase activity, acting on ester bonds; S-formylglutathione hydrolase activity.
CUUUGUACUAAUGAAGUUGAUUUUUACAUUAAAGAUGUUCAUGUCACUAUAAUAAACCGGAUUUGAUUAUUACAUUAAGAUACUCAAAUCGGCCUUUCAAGACCUUUUAGUUGGGCCAGAAGUUUUAAGGAGAUAUGUUGUUGAAUUAUUUCUAUGGGCUCUCUCGGAUCCACUGUAGAAACCGAUAGACCUCUCUCAUUCGAUCAUUUCUUCUUCUUCUUCGUCUUCGCUGCAGCCUGCAUCUGUUGUUUCUUCUAGACUUUGCAAUCACAGAGAUAGUGAGUGAGAUAGAGAGAGUGAUAAUGGCGAGUGGACUAAGCGAGAUCGGGAGCACGAAGAUGUUCGAUGGCUACAACAAAAGAUACAAACACUUCAGUGAGACACUUGGAUGUUCCAUGACCUUUUCCAUCUACUUCCCUCCUUCUGCUUCUUCUUCCCAUAAAUCUCCUGUGCUUUACUGGCUUUCUGGCCUCACCUGCACGGACGAGAACUUCAUUAUCAAAUCAGGAGCUCAACGUGCUGCUUCUACUCACGGCAUUGCUCUUGUUGCUCCAGACACUUCUCCAAGAGGACUAAAUGUUGAAGGGGAGGCAGACAGUUACGACUUUGGUGUAGGAGCCGGAUUCUACCUCAAUGCUACUCAGGAAAAGUGGAAGAACUGGCGUAUGUAUGACUAUGUUGUCAAAGAGUUGCCAAAACUCCUGAGUGAAAACUUUUCCCAGCUUGACACAACAAAAGCAUCUAUAUCUGGACACUCCAUGGGUGGACAUGGAGCUCUUACUAUAUACCUGAGGAACCUCGAUAAAUACAAGUCUGUAUCUGCGUUUGCACCAAUCACGAAUCCCAUAAAUUGUGCAUGGGGACAGAAGGCAUUCACCAAUUAUCUAGGUGACAACAAAGCUGCUUGGGAGGAAUACGAUGCCACUUGUCUUAUUUCAAAGUACAACAAUCUUUCUGCAACAAUUCUAAUUGAUCAGGGAGAAAACGACCAGUUCUACCCUGAUCAGUUAUUGCCCAGCAAGUUUGAGGAGGCGUGCAAGAAAGUGAAUGCACCGCUCUUAUUGCGCCUCCAUCCAGGAUACGACCACUCCUACUAUUUCAUUGCCACCUUCAUCGAAGACCACAUUAGUCACCAUGCUCAAGCCCUUGAGCUAUAGCUCACUUCAUCUGCUUGGAAACCGGCUUUGGGUUUGUCCAAGUAUUAGUAUCUCAAUAAAGCAAGUGGACUUGUAAUGUUUUAUGUUCAAUAACUCCCCUGUGUGCUCUUUUGUCUACGAUAAUAAUAAGAAAAUCAUCUUUGCUUCAUAUCAUACCUCAUUCAACGAGACACGAGAACACAUAAUGUAUAAGGCAAGAGUCUUUUAAAUACAAAGAUAGUGUCUCCUUGACCAGUCUUAGUAGGCCAAAAAAAGGGCCAAUUUUGGACCACAUGAAGACUCAGAUAAA